AUGUGCGUCAACGACCGACGUGGCGCUGGCGCGUCCUCUUCUCCAUCGUCGGCCAGCAAAUGGUGCCCAGAAUUCCACCCCACACGCACGGAGUUCCAGUCCUUUGCCACUUACAUCCGCACGGUCGUGGAGCCCCAAUGUACCCGUAUUGGCAUUUGCAAGGUCAUCCCUCCUCGUGGCUGGUUCAGCCGCUCGUACGACGUCUCGGAGCUCCAGUGCCAGGUCUCGGCUCCAGUGGGCCAGCACGUGGCGGGCAAGAAGGGCAUUUUCAAUGUGGACUUGGUGGAGAAAAAGGCCAUGAGCCCUGCUGAGUUUAAAACAAUGGCAGAAACUGCGACGGAUCGAGAACCUGAUGACUCUGAUGAUCCGCUAGAAGUGGAACGGAGAUUCUGGAAGGGACUGCGGGGAACGAUGGACCCGCCCAUUUAUGGUGCCGAUAUUGUGGAUUCGCUGUUUGGUGACGCUAACGCGCUAUCGUGGAACCUGAAUGACCUCAAUACGAUUUUGCGCAAAAUCGACCUCCCUGGCGUCACGCGAGCGAUGUUGUAUUUUGGCAUGUGGAGAGCGAUGUUUGCAUUUCACACGGAGGAUAUGGAUCUGUAUAGCAUAAACUACUUGCACACGGGAAAGCCAAAGUUUUGGUAUGGAGUCCCUCCAGAUUCUGGUCCUCAGCUGGAAAGAGCUGCACAAUCGAUGUUUCCCGAGAAGCACCACCAGUGCCACCAGUUCCUGCGCCACAAGACGUCUCUGAUCUCGCCCGCCCGACUAAAAGAGUUUGGCGUCCCGUUUUAUCGGGCGUAUCAAAAGCCAGGCGAAUUCGUGAUAACUUUUCCGUCUACUUAUCACCAAGGAUUUAAUCUCGGAUACAACAUCGCUGAAGCUGUCAAUUUCGCGAUGCUGCAUUGGAUUCCGUACGGGUUGAAGGCAAAGGUUUGCAAAUGUCUCCCUGACAGCGUAAGGAUCGACAUGGAUUCCUUCCUCACGCAGCUGUUUGACGAGCCUCAAUGUAGCACAGAGCUCUUGGGCGAAGAUCCCUGGGUCUUCAGCUGCAAGUGCAGUAAGUACUGUAGUAGCAAUAAUCAUCAAGCGGUUGUAGAGGAACAAUGGUUUGAAUGCUCGAAAUGCAAGAUCUGGGUCCACGUUCGCUGCAUUCACCCUGCUUUGGCCAAUCUGGCAGCUAAAGACCUUCCGCAGUCGCUGCUGUGUCAUCGUUGUCUCGCUGAAGAAGCUGGAGGUACGUCACCCGCACUACCCAGCGCCGGAGUUGGACGUCGAAGUGGCAGGGCAUCAAAAAACAUUAUGGGAGACAGCGUCCGCAAACGGGGCAAAGACGCAAAGGUUCGCUCCAAGCGAAAACCAGCAAGAGUACCAGCCUCAGUGGUCAUGCUGUCACCGCCAAGGAAAAAUAAAGUCACGGCAGAGGUCAGUCGAUGCGUGGUUCAAGCACGUGCUUGCACGCCGACAAAGGGCAGUGCCCACAAGUAUUUAACGGUCAAGGGCUCAACUAUCCGAUUCGACGACACUGAGGCUAAAGUUGUGGCCAUACAGGGCAAGUUCAUUCGCGUACACUACAAGGGCGAUUCUGUCGACAAUGACGAGUGGCUGUCCGUGACUUCACGAGAGCUGCGACGGCGAAUCAUAACGGUGGAGCCGCCAGCACCAAGUCGAAAGUCGUGA
Messenger RNA from Peronospora matthiolae, 1677 nucleotides. The record is from the annotation of a GenBank genome assembly. Lineage: Eukaryota; Oomycota; Peronosporomycetes; Peronosporales; Peronosporaceae.